Microdochium trichocladiopsis is the source of this 857-nucleotide messenger RNA. RefSeq lists its product as uncharacterized. Lineage: Eukaryota; Fungi; Ascomycota; Sordariomycetes; Xylariales; Microdochiaceae. The transcript has 2 exons. The record is from RefSeq and is a predicted model, not a curated record. Bases 281 to 772 code for a protein of 163 amino acids.
CUGUUCACAGCCUUGUCGCGUAGGUUCCCGUCUCUUCUCUCUUUCGGGGAGGGGGGCUGCCAGGGCGGCUCGGUUAUCAACCUCGGCCCUGUCCGAGAUACCUACGGUUACCCUGGUCCCCGUCCCCAGGCCGAGCAGCAUUGUCUUGCAGCCCUGGUCUGGCUCCAACGAUAAAAGGUGAUCGCGAGCCCGAUCCUCGCACCCGAUUCUUCGUCUUUUCGCGCUCUCAUACUACCCCUCAACGAUCUCUCUACUGCAGACCCCCACAGCCGCCUUCGAUAUGGCGCGCAUUGGCCAAUCCUUCCAUAUUCCCUCAGCUUCAAGCUUGUCGAUUGAGAUAUCCUUCGUCCCCGCACCUUCGCGCGAUCUCGAACCGACAACAUGGCCAUCCGAACCGCACCGUCCCUCAGCAUCGAUGUCUACUGAGUUGGGCUCCUUGAGGCUCAAUCCCAGCACUGCGCCUUCUCGCCAACCCUGUCACUCCUAUCGACGGAGUCUAGAUCCUGCUGGUAUCCUGGAGAUCGGUGGUACAACCACCAUCACUGAGAUCAGUCACGAGUCCGCACCCAUCGCCUUCAGGAACAUGGCUCGCAAUAUCGUAUCCUGGGAGAAGCACACGUUCCUCGUGACGGUAUUUACCUGGAUUCUCCUACGUCCGGACGUGGAAGCUUUGUCAAGACGUGCCUUUGAGCGUCUACGCUCCAUUUCAUUACUCCAGACGCUUUUGCUCGAAUACGUUUCUCGAACGCGUGGCCGCGAGCGCCGAGGCUGAUCGACGCUUGCCUGGCGACACGAUAUUCGAACCGGCCGACGCUGAAGACGACAGGCACGUACAUGGUCCCACAUGUGAAGAGGGC